Nannochloropsis gaditana CCMP526 is the source of this 507-nucleotide messenger RNA. RefSeq lists its product as uncharacterized. The annotation marks the transcript as partial. The record is from RefSeq and is a predicted model, not a curated record. The transcript is spliced from 2 exons.
ACAGUCUACUCUCAGCAAACCAGCGUCGUCGAGCACAGCUUACUCUCUUCUCGGCAAAACUGUCACGGCAGAUCGGCGGACGCCUGUGUCGGAGUGCGCAGACAGGCCCAGGCAGUACAGUGCCUCUCGCCAGAUAUCAUGGCGCAUACUAGUGAUGUGGCAGCAGGAACCUCAGAAAGUAAAUGUUUUCCCUCCAUACCUGCUGAAAACACAUGCUCUACCGAUCCCAGUCGGAGGAAAGGAGCACGAAGGACCUUGGCCGUGGCGGUAGUGGGUUGCCUUUGCCUGGGGUGGGCCUCGGCGUUCCGGCCGUCGUUUCCGGGACAGAUGGGCACGUACCGAAACAGCCCGCGUUUCUUCGCCCGCCUUAGGAGGGAGGGAGGGAGGAAGGGAGGGAGGGACGGAGGGAUUCUCUUCAUGCAGCAGCCUCAGCCUGCGCCUGCGCAAGGGAACAGCUUCCCUCCGCGAAGAAGUCUGGAUUCGUACGAGGGAGGAGGGGGAGGAGGG